This is a messenger RNA of Yarrowia lipolytica CLIB122, 1977 nucleotides long. RefSeq lists its product as uncharacterized. Lineage: Eukaryota; Fungi; Ascomycota; Dipodascomycetes; Dipodascales. The record is from RefSeq and is a predicted model, not a curated record. Gene Ontology annotation, biological process: magnesium ion homeostasis.
AUGCGUACCGCAUCUCUCACAACAGCAAAACUGCUCCUGACGCUCAUAGCAAGGCUGCCUCUUCUGCACGCCCUUCCUUACGGUGGGUUGUCACGAAGCGGCAGCUACUCUCCCUACGAACACGAUGACGAUACUCUGGACCCGGAAUCAUCUGACUUCUGGCUAUACAUGUUCGUCUCCUUUGUGCUCGUCGUGGCUGGCGGAGUCUUUGCUGGUCUGACCAUUGCUCUGAUGGGCCAGGACGAGGUCUACCUGCACGUCAUCAGCCAGUCUGGCGAGUCACACGAACGAAAGGCUGCUGAAAAGGUCCUGCGGUUACUCAAGCGAGGUAAGCACUGGGUUCUUGUCACCCUGCUGCUCGCUAACGUCAUCACUAACGAAACUCUGCCCAUUGUCCUCGAUCGAUGCCUCGGUGGAGGCUGGAGAGCCGUCGUCAUCGCUACCGUGGCCAUUGUCAUCUUUGGAGAAGUGAUCCCCCAGUCAAUCUCAGUCAGAUACGGUCUCUCUGUCGGUGCCUACUUUGCUCCUUUUGUUCUCGGUCUCAUGUACAUCCUCUACCCUCUGGCCUACCCCACUGCCUUGCUGCUGGACCACCUGCUUGGAGAAGAUCACGGAACCGUCUACAAGAAGGCUGGUCUCAAGACCCUCGUAACCCUGCAUCAGACCAUGGGAGUUGAGCGACUUAACGAGGACGAAGUGACUAUCAUCUCUGCUGUGCUGGACCUCAAGGAGAAGCCUGUGGGAACCAUCAUGACUCCUCUGGAUGACGUCUACACCAUGUCCUCCGAUACUGUCCUUGACGAGAAGGUGGUUGACCAGAUUCUGCAGGCUGGUUUCUCUCGAAUCCCCAUCCACGCCCCCGGAGAGCCGACCAACUUCAUUGGUAUGCUGCUGGUUCGAAUUCUCAUCUCGUACGACCCCGAAGAUGCUCUUCCCGUGUCCUCCUUCCCUCUCGCCACUCUUCCCGAAACCAGACCCGAUACUUCCUGUCUCAACAUCCUUAACUACUUCCAGGAGGGUAAGUCCCAUAUGGUCAUUGUUUCGGAGUCUCCCGGCGACGCCUACGGUGCUCUGGGCGUGCUCACUCUGGAGGACGUUAUUGAGGAGCUGAUUGGAGAGGAGAUUAUUGAUGAGUCUGACGUAUACAUUGACGUCCACCGAGCUAUUCGAAGAACCAAUCCCGGUCCUCUGUCCAAGCGAAAUCUCGUUUCCUACGUGCAGAACUCUCCCCGAAACUCCAUUGGCAACUACGAGUCCGUUUCUCACUUCCUGUCUCGAUCUCUUUCCCGAGAUGAGGCUGGCAAGGUCCAGCAUCAAUCUCACUCCAACCUCGGACCCCAUGGCAGCUCCCAGCUUGCAGCUAACCCCACAAUCACCGUCUCAUCUUCACCCAAGACUGGUCUCAAGCUUGGCAACAACACUGCUACUCCCCACGACGCGUCCGCUCCCGGCCCCUUCCAGAAGAAGCACCAUCGAAUCGAGCCACUCAACCUGGCUGCCAACCCCAAGGAAACCUCCAAUACUAAGGUGACCAUCAAGAAGUCCGGAUCAGGCCACCGACCCACCGGAUCUUCCGAUCUUGUCCAUCAUCCCGAUCACCCCGAGGGCGGAACUUCUACCCAGUACGGCACUAUCUUCGAGACCGAGCAGGGUGCUGUGGUUGAUGCUCUCAAUGAUCCCGAAAUCAACACUCGUCUGUCUCCUCGAACCGGCAUGUCUCCUCGAACCGCUGCAGUUAAUGGUGUGAACGGGGCACGGCCCAGCGCCAUUCCUUCCCGACCGGAUCUGGGUACCGAAAUCCACUCGUUCCGAUCCGGGGGCAUCAUCGAGUCCGUCGUCAACGUCCAGGGAGUCCACAAGACCAUCAUUGAGGCGGCUGUGUCGGAUAAUGACUUUGAAGAGGAAGAUAGCCCCAAGUCCUCCAACGGUAGCUCUCGUCGAGGAAGCCGCAGAGCCCUUCUCGACUCGUCCCCCUAG